Molecule: messenger RNA, 624 nt
Organism: Carya illinoinensis
Lineage: Eukaryota; Viridiplantae; Streptophyta; Magnoliopsida; Fagales; Juglandaceae
Exons: 1
Coding region: 1-624 (207 amino acids)
Source: RefSeq, a predicted model, not a curated record
AUGUGCAGCAGGCCACUUGGGUGGCUUUCAACAUUGACAAAGUUAGACUCUGUUGUGUUUGCUCUUCGUGGCGUUCUUACCUUCCAAAACUAUCAAACCACUCAGUCGGUCCGUGGUUGUUGCUAUCUAAUAAUCUUGGAAGCAAGACGUGGAUUCUGGAACCCACUGGAGAAGAAUGUCUACAGACUAGAUUUGCCUGAGGCUGGAGAUCAGAUAGCUUUUAAGGGAUCAGACCAUGGCUGGGUUGUGAUUCAUGACAAUAAGGAUGCAAUAAAUGCACUAAAUCCACUUACAGGAGCCAGAGUUUGGCUUCCUCCAAGGUCCAAGUUUCCUGAUAUAAGAGAGUAUAAUGCUCAUAAUCAAGACAAUGAGUAUCAAAUUUGGGAGGGCAUUCUCGCAGGAUAUAGUUUCACUGAAUAUUAUUCAUUGGGUGCAAGUCAUGUCAGGAACGGUCUCCUACAAAAAGUUGUAUUUUCUUCGAGUCCUGCUUGCAGUGAUUUUGUGGCAGUGGCUAUCUUUGGUGAAAUUGCAAAACUAGCCUACUAUAGAUGGGGAGACGACAAGUGGUCAUUUCUUGAUGAAGACGUCUUUCUUAUGGAAGAUCUUUUAUUUCAUGGAGGCUAG